Messenger RNA from Salarias fasciatus (jewelled blenny), 1945 nucleotides. RefSeq names its product syntaxin 4 (gene stx4). Gene Ontology annotation, molecular function: SNARE binding; SNAP receptor activity. NCBI's taxonomy places the organism in Eukaryota, Metazoa, Chordata, Actinopteri, Blenniiformes, Blenniidae. Bases 166 to 1038 code for a protein of 290 amino acids. The record is from RefSeq and is a predicted model, not a curated record. The transcript has 10 exons. Gene Ontology annotation, biological process: intracellular protein transport; vesicle fusion; exocytosis. Gene Ontology annotation, cellular component: SNARE complex; plasma membrane; endomembrane system.
UGUCCGGGGUGUUGUCCGCCGCUGAAGAAGAAGUGGUGUUUAGUUGUAGUUCACUUGUUGAAUGGCAGCAGACUGAAGUCUACACGAUCUCGCAGUUUGGAACUAAUUCAUCAAAUUCAACACAGCGUUUCCGCGGAUCUGUCCGGAACUGUUGGCUGAGUCAAAAUGCGGGACCGAACCAAAGAGCUCGGAAAUAACGCCGAGGCUUCCGACGACGACGAGGAGCGCAAAGCUCUGAUGUUCAGACCGGAUGACAAGGAGAGCGAAGCGUUCUUCAAAAAGGCUCAUGAAAUCCACGAAGCUCUGCAGAAACUGAAGAAGAUGGUGUCAGACCUGGAGAACAAGCAGAAGACGGUGCUGGGCGAGGCGCUGCCGGACGAGAGUAAGAAGAAGGAGCUCCAGACGCUGCGAGAAGACAUCAAAACGCUGGCGAGCCAGAUCCACAAGAAGCUGAAGAGUAUCGAAUCCAAGAAGGGAGACGAGGAUGGAAAAUAUGUUCCCCUCCACAUCCGGAUGCAGCGCACUCAGCACGGCGUCCUGUCGAAGGAGUUCGUGGAGCUGAUGGGUCACUGCAACACCAUCCAGGCUCAGUACAGAGAGCGGAACGUGGAGCGGAUCCAGCGGCAGCUGAAGAUCACCGGCAGCAACGUGACCGACGAGGAGCUGGACUCCAUGCUGGAGAGCGGACAGACGGAUGUUUUCACCCAAAACAUCCUGAUCGACGCCAAAGCCACCCGGCAGGCGCUGAACGAGAUCGAGUCCCGGCACGACGAGAUCCUCAAGCUGGAGCGCAGCAUCAAAGACCUGCACGACAUGUUCCAGUACCUGGCCAUGGAGGUGGAGGCGCAGGGGGACCUGGUGAACAGCAUCGAAGCCAACAUCAAGGAAACGUCCAACUACAUCGAGAAAGCCAAGGACAACACGGAGAAGGCCGUCACCUAUCAGCAGAAGGCCCGCAAGAAAAAAGUUUGGAUCGCCAUCUGCUUGGCCAUCCUCAUCAUCAUCAUCGCCAUCGCCGUGGCGACGAGCUUCUCUUAGUGGCUGACAGGCGUGGCUCCUCCCCCUCCGUCAUGGAAACUCGGGAGCGGGUGGAGUUGCUGGUUUUGCCCCCCACCUUCACAUUUCAUAUCGGUCGUCCUCUAACAGUCUAACAGCCCCUUCAUCAUCAUCGUCAUCCUCGCCGUCACCGGAGGAGAGAAAAGCUCUCCGGUGUUUAAACUCACGACUACAAUCGUUCCCGGCAGUGCUGAACAGUUUCUGUUCUGCAAAGCAAAAACCAGGAGAUUCUCAUCACUGUUACGUCGCUCCUUCCCCCUUCUUUAAAAAAAAAAAAGGAACCAAGUGACCUUGAGCAAGGCACUCUGCAGUAUUGGAAACCCAACACUGGCGCUGGUCAUACUGUACUCAGGAAAACUGUGUCGUUAUGUUUGUGCUUCUGGAUGAAUUUGGAGAAGUAAAGAUCAGUUUUAUAAAGUGGGACUUUUCCUUUGACAGACUAAUAUAAAUGUACAUAACCUUUAUUGCUGAUGAUUAAAAUGAACUUUAUACAGAUGAUUUUUUUUUAAACUUGAAAGAAAUUUCAGGCUGCCUCCAUGUAAGAAGUGUAAAUACAGAUGUUUUUGUGUGUGUGUGUGUGUGUGAGAGAGAGAAAUGAUUGUGUGACGCUCGUCUCCGUUGCUUGGCCGUGAGAGCGCAGACAGGAAGCGGCGCUCCUGCUUUUACCCGCCUGGUAUUUAUGAUUUGAACCUUGUGAGCUGCUGCAGCCAGGUUUUGUAAAGCGUGCACUAACACUGUUAAAGGGACGAGGAGAAGCUUCGGCCUGUAACGCUCUGCUCUGAUUGGACCUUUAACCACAGGCUCUGUGCUUUUAUUUUGUACAUGUGUUUUGGUCACUGUGUCUUCACUCAAUUCUCCUGUAAACAAAUAAAUUAUCUGUCGGACUCGU